Messenger RNA from Caretta caretta (loggerhead turtle), 594 nucleotides. It is a transcript of the gene CIB3, whose product is annotated as calcium and integrin binding family member 3. Gene Ontology annotation, molecular function: calcium ion binding; magnesium ion binding. Gene Ontology annotation, biological process: calcium ion homeostasis. The record is from RefSeq and is a predicted model, not a curated record. NCBI's taxonomy places the organism in Eukaryota, Metazoa, Chordata, Testudines, Cheloniidae.
AUGGGCAAUAAACAAACCAUUUUCACUCCAGAGCAGCUGGAUGCGUAUCAGGACUGCACAUUCUUUACAAGGAAAGAAAUUCUGAGGGGAAAAGGUUUGCGCAUUUCAAAGGCAGGACUGUUUUACAGAUACCGAGACCUGGCCCCACAGCUGGUCCCACUCAGCUAUAUAAAUAAACCAGAUGUGAAGCUUCCCUAUGAACUUAUUGGCAGCAUGGCAGAGCUGAAGGACAAUCCAUUCCGUCAACGGAUAGCAGAGGUUUUCUCAGAGGAUGGAGAGGGCAACAUGACUUUAGAUGACUUUUUGGACAUGUUUUCAGUCCUGAGUGAAAUGGCUCCCAGAGACCUCAAAGCUUAUUAUGCCUUUAAAAUUUAUGAUUUUAACAAUGAUGAUUACAUAUGCAAAUCAGACUUGGAGAAAACUGUUAACAAACUGACCCGAAAUGAACUUACCCCAGAGGAGGUUUCUCUUGUAUGUGACAAGGUGAUUGAUGAAGCUGAUCAAGACAAUGAUGGCAAACUCUCUGUGGAAGAUUUUCAGCACAUGAUAGUACGAGCUCCUGAUUUCCUCAGUACAUUUCACAUUCGAAUCUGA